This is a messenger RNA of Sorex araneus (European shrew), 4410 nucleotides long. It is a transcript of the gene PUS10, whose product is annotated as pseudouridine synthase 10. Gene Ontology annotation, molecular function: pseudouridine synthase activity; RNA binding. The record is from RefSeq and is a predicted model, not a curated record. Gene Ontology annotation, biological process: tRNA pseudouridine synthesis. NCBI's taxonomy places the organism in Eukaryota, Metazoa, Chordata, Mammalia, Eulipotyphla, Soricidae. Bases 142 to 1761 code for a protein of 539 amino acids. The transcript is spliced from 19 exons.
CUGGGAGGUCUGAAGGAGGGGAUGCGGACUGGGUGCAGAGCGAGUGUGGAGGGACGGGACCGUGUCAUUCCGCUCGGAUCCGCCCCGUUAGCAAGGAGGGGGAAGUUUCUCGGACCGGAUCGAAGAAGUUAGCAAUCCAGCAUGUUUCCACUGACUGCGGAAAAUAAACCAGUGGCCCAGUUGUUAUACAGUACUGGUACCUGUCCAAGAUGUAUCUUCAGAUUCUGUGGUGUGGAUUUUCAUGCACCUUACAAACUUAGCCACAAGGAGUUGCUUAAUGAACUACAGAAAUUUUUGGAAACUGAAAAAAAUGAAUUAAAUUUGGAUGUUCCAAACCCACCUCCCAAGAAAAUGAGACUUCAAGAAUUAGAAGAUGGGACCAAAGGCAUUGAUAAUCUGAGUCAAAACGGAGAGGGAAGGAUCUCCCCUGUUGAAGAUGGAAGUUUUGCUUCCCAAAACUCAAAUUUAAAUGUAUGUAAUGUAUGCCUAGGAGUUCUUCAAGGGUUCUGUGAAAAGGAGUUCAUUCAACAGGUGUGCCAAAAGGUUGAGGCUUCUGGGUUUGAAUUCACCAACUUGGUGUUUUCUGUCUCCUUCCCACCACAGCUGUCAGUCAGAGAGUAUGCAGUAUGGUUGCUGGUAAAACAGGAAAUGGGAUGUGCAACAGAGCCUGGCAGAAAGCAGAGUCUGUCGCUGGGAAGAAAUGAUAUAGUUCAGCUAAAAGAAGCCUACAAGUGGAUAACUCACCCCCUGUUUUCAGAGGAACUGGGUAUUCCCAUUGAUGGAAAGAGCUUGUUUGAAGUCAGUGUGGUCUUUGCUCACCCAGAAACAGUUGAGGAUUGCUACUUUCUACGUGCAUUAUGCCCUGAUUGCUUCAAGCCAGCCAAAAACAAACAGUCAGUAUUCACUAGAAUGGCGGUUAUGAAAGCUUUGAAUAAAAUAAAAGAAGAGGAUUUCCUCAAACAAUUUCCUUGUCCUCCGAGUUCACCAAAGGCUGUUUGCUCUGUUCUUGGAAUCGAAUGUGCCCAUGGUGCUGUUUUUGUGGCUGGAAGAUACAAUAAAUACUCCAGGAAUCUACCACAAACUCCUUGGAUAAUUGAUGGAGAAAGAAAGCUGGAAUCUUCAGUGGAAGAAUUAAUUUCAGAUCAUCUUUUGACAGUAUUCAAAGCAGAGAGUUUUAAUUUUUCAUCCUCUGGAAGAGAAGAUGUAGAUGUGAGGACUUUAGGAAAUGGAAGGCCCUUUGCAAUUGAGCUGAUGAAUCCUCAUAGAGUACAUUUCACUUCACAAGAAAUUAAGGAACUUCAGCAGAAAAUUAAUAGUUCGUCUAACAAAAUCCAAGUUCGUGACUUGCAGCUUGUCACAAGAGAAGCAAUAGGACAUAUGAAAGAAGGUGAAGAGGAAAAGACCAAGACCUAUAGUGCCUUAAUAUGGACAAAUAAAGUCAUACAGAAGAACGAUAUUGAAUUCUUAAAUGAAAUAAAGGACUUAAAGAUUGACCAGAAAACCCCUCUCCGUGUCCUUCACCGGCGGCCCCUGGCUGUGAGAGUGCGCGUCAUCCACUCCAUGGAGACACACUACGUGGACGAGCACCAUUUUCGCCUCUACCUUAAGACUCAAGCUGGAACCUACAUUAAAGAAUUUGUGCAUGGAGACUUUGGGAGAACGAAGCCGAACAUUGGCUCACUGAUGAAGGUCACCGCAGAUAUACUUGAGCUAGAUGUUGAGUCUGUAGAUGUCGACUGGCCGCCUGCUCUGGAUGACUAGCUUUCAGACACAGAAAUGAAGUAUUUUCUGGAACUCUGUGGACAUCCAUUGAGUAUGGACUAUAAAAUGGCUGUUUGCCCAUCAUUCACAGUGUCUUGGAAACUAUCUGGAUCAUGUUGAUCUGUAUAUAUUUUUUUAAUUUGUUAUAACAUCUCAGGAUCUACAUAUGUGUAUAUUUCGUUGUACCGUUCUAAAGAAUGUCAUGAUUUUUCUUGUUCCCUUUCCCAGUUCUCAUAAGUCAAAUUAUAAAAUCAAUUUUUUCUUAUUCUUUCAUUUAAAGAGGUAUACAAAACAGGAUAUAUUUUCUGAAAAGCUGUGAUUUCAUUACUUGAUCUUAGCCAAAGGCCAAGAAGUGAUGAAAACCUGUAAUUUCAGCAAUAUUUUUACAAGACAGACCAUGUUUACAAUCAUUUUAUAAAUUUUAAAAAUAAUUUUGACAAAGGGUAUGUCUAGAUUUAUGUAGCACAGCAUGCUAUUAUGUCAGAUGAUAUCAAAUGCAAAUCUGUGACAUCAUUUAUAUUUUCCCACUAAGCUUCAAGCCAAGGUAUUGCCAAGAGAAAUUAUUUUUAAUCUGUCACAAAUAUUAAUCACUUCAAGUUACUAUUUUGACAAUCCAGAUUGUCAGUAAUUCCUAGGGAGGGAAAAAUGAAACUUUAGGAAUACCAGGCAAAGAAAUAUUCAUUAAUGUUUUAAACAACAAAACACAAGUGCCUUCAAUAACCUCAUCCCAGGGGAGAUUUUGAACAAUUGAGAUUAUUAAGGUAAACUGAUGUUAUUCCAGUGUGCUUUGAUCUAUUAUCUGGCUUUUAACCUCCCCAUCUGGUAAACAGGAUGUUAUUGCUUCCAUUUUAUAAAUAUGAAAACCAAAGAAGUUCAAUUAUUGAUCUCACAUUGCUAGUUAUUUCCAUAGCUAGGGUGAGAUCUGAAGUUUCUUUCUACUCAAGAUGAUUAUUGGAACAGCUGCUGUGUGAAGAUGGUAGCUAAGGGUAUUGGGGGUCAUUUAAAUGUGGACAAUCAUGAGAAUUGAUUUUGAAAAUUAAAUACCAAAUCAAAGAACUUACUGAAAAUGUACCCUGCUGUAUUUCAUAUGAUCUACUAUGAUUACCAUGUGUUAAUAUGAGUAAUCAUUAGUACAGUGACUAAGGAAAGCAUUGAAUAAUCUAAACCCAAAGAAAACAGGAGCCAGGGAGUGACUCGUGGUGGAGUCAUACUUGGCAUGAGUGAGGCCCCGGGUUUGAUCCCCAGCACAGAAAGAAAGGAAACAAAACGGGACAUUAGGUCAUUAUCAUUAAAAGUUUUAGAAAUCUCAUACAAAUUUCAGAUUUAAGUAUAGUUUCCAUCACCUUGAUUCAGCUGUUUGAGCUUUAGAACACAUGUGAUUUGGAUAGUAUUAGAUUACUCAACUUUCCUGUCUGUAUUGUAACACAGUUCAUAGAUGCUAAGAUAAAUUACUCUUUUUAACAAUCAGGAAAAUGGCAUAGCAUUUCAUUUUAUAUGUGUGAAUAAUAGUAAAUCAUUGUUUCACUAUUUUCAAUACCAGAAAAUGAGAAAGGGACAAUAGAAAUCAGCUUUUGAUGAGAAGAUAAGGACUUUUGUGUGAUUAUUUCUCAGAUUUGGGGAUAUUAUGCUACAAAAGAUAUUUACAUAAUCUUGGAUAUAGUCUUUUGUAGAAAAAAAAAUAAGGCUCUCCCCAGCUAGUCAGAGGCUGUGAGGCUUCUCCUGGCAAUACUUGUCCCUGCACUGCAGGCCUUAGUUUGGUGGUGCUUGGGGCCAUCAAAACCACAGUAACAGCUAGGACCGCACCCCUCUGUUUGUAGAGGGACCACGUGGUGUUGAGGAUGAAAUCUGGCCUCACUUGUGCAAAGCCUGGGCCCCACCCUGCUGAGCUAAUCUGGAAAUCACUUUUUUGCAUGUUUCCUUUUGGCUCAGCUUUGAAUUCAAUGAAUCUGCAAAAUAUAAGACUUUGGCAUACUUACACUUCAAGACCUGUAUCGCUAUUUCUCAGAUUAUGCAAGAUUUCAAACAACUUGUAAAUAUUUAAUUCAAACAUUCAGAUAAUUGGGAUAUGAACUUUUCAAAACAAAGAAAAGUCUUUAUGUAGUUUUAUGCAGAACUGAGAACAUUACUAUAUGAGAGUCAUAUAUAUAGCUUCAUUUUUGGUUAUGUAAAAUUAUUUUCAAAUUGUGAUCUCUGAUAACUGAUUAAAUACCUUUUUAAUAACACUUAUACUUUGAUGAAAGCUUUUCUGAAUAAAGUUUUAAAUGGUAUUCUUAUUAUGGAAAUGUAUUUUUAUAGACAUUGAAAUUUAUUUUGAAAUAAUUUCAUAUGUUCAGGAAAGUUUUACGGAAAAGAAAAAUAACAGGAAUAAAGAAAGGAGGAAAGUAAAUAGAACCUUUUGUCCCCGCAACUGUUGAGCCAGUGAUGUCUCAUCACCUUGAAUGCAUUAGUAUGGAUUCCUAAAAAAGGGUGCUCUAUUUCACAAUAGUAUAACAAAACCAGGAAAUUAACACUGUCUUCCAAUAUCUCAUCCACAGACCCUGUGUUUUACCAGUUGAGUCAGUAACGAAGGUCCUUUGUAGUUAAAAGAUCUCAGUUUGCAUUUAGUUAUGUCUCUUUAGUCUUAAUCUGAAAUAAAUGCUCUUUCCUUGA